AGUAAAGGAUUUAAUGGCCCUCGGUCCCAAACAACCCUUGCUCCGAAAGGAAUUUAGCACUGGAUCUGAGGGAUCACGGGACAGGGUGCUUAUGGACCACACGGGCUCUCAGGCCCCUCCUCCAGCUGCUGAUGUCACUCGCAGUUGUGAGCGGCCGCCUUUCCCGGGGACAAUGUGGGACUGAGCGGCCCAGCCGCCGCUGCCGCCGCCGCAGAACAGCCCCAGCGAGUCCUUAGAGGAGCCAGACACAAACCUCCAGGCCAAGGGUGGAUGGAGAUGAUAGUUGGGAGCACAAAGUGUUCUCCCUUUUCCUGUGGCUCUUCAUCUCCAGCUCUGACCUAGCUUCUUGCCUGAGAACCAGCUGAGCUACAGCGUGGACACACUCCCAGGCCUCCGUGGCCCCAGCCCCGCCUGACAGGAUGAGCAGUUCAGAUGCGGGGCUGGAGGAGGGGUCGGAGCUUAGCAUCACCCUCACUCUACGGAUGCUGAUGCAUGGGAAGGAGGUGGGCAGCAUCAUUGGGAAGAAGGGAGAGACUGUCAAGCGAAUCCGGGAACAGAGCAGUGCCCGGAUCACCAUCUCUGAGGGCUCGUGCCCUGAGCGAAUUACUACCAUCACCGGCUCGACAGCUGCUGUCUUCCAUGCAGUCUCCAUGAUUGCCUUCAAGCUGGAUGAGGACCUUUGUGCUGCUCCUACAAAUGGUGGCAGUGUCUCCAGGCCUCCAGUGACCUUGCGCCUUGUCAUCCCUGCCAGCCAGUGUGGAUCACUGAUAGGGAAGGCAGGCACCAAAAUCAAGGAGAUCCGAGAGACCACGGGAGCCCAGGUGCAGGUGGCGGGGGACCUGCUCCCCAAUUCCACAGAGCGUGCUGUCACCGUGUCUGGGGUGCCUGACGCCAUCGUGCUGUGUGUGCGCCAGAUCUGUGCUGUUAUUCUAGAGUCCCCACCCAAAGGAGCCACUAUUCCGUAUCAUCCAAGCCUCUCCCUAGGUACCGUCCUCCUCUCUGCCAACCAGGGUUUCUCUGUCCAGGGUCAGUAUGGAGCAGUGACCCCUGCGGAGGUCACCAAGCUCCAGCAGCUCUCAGGCCAUGCAGUUCCCUUUGCCUCUCCCAGUGUGGUGCCAGGACUGGAUCCCAGCACACAGACCAGCUCACAGGAGUUCCUGGUGCCCAAUGAUCUGAUUGGCUGUGUGAUCGGACGCCAGGGCAGCAAGAUCAGUGAGAUCCGGCAGAUGUCAGGGGCACAUAUAAAGAUUGGGAACCAAGCAGAGGGUGCUGGGGAGCGGCAUGUGACCAUCACUGGCUCGCCGGUCUCCAUUGCCCUGGCUCAGUACCUCAUCACUGCCUGUCUAGAGACGGCCAAGUCUACCUCUGGGGGGACGCCUGGCUCAGCCCCCGCAGAACUGCCCACCCCUUUCUCGCCACCCCUGACGGCCCUGCCCACAGCUCCCCCAGGCCUGCUGGGCACACCUUAUGCCAUCUCCCUCUCCAACUUCAUCGGCCUCAAGCCUGUGCCCUUCUUGGCUCUACCACCUGCUUCCCCAGGGCCACCGCCAGGCUUGGCGGCCUACACUGCCAAGAUGGCAGCGGCCAAUGGGAGCAAGAAAGCUGAACGGCAGAAAUUCUCCCCCUACUGAGGCCGGCUGAGGCACAGGCGGGGGCAGGCAGGACCGCCAGCAGGGGCUGCCUCCACAUCCUUCCUGCCCAAGGAGACUCCACCAUGGGGUCUCAAGCGCCAGUAAUGCCAGACGCAUGGAUGCGCACCCCAACCUUGCCCCGUCUUUGGAGUUCCUCCUCAGAGAGGGGACAGUUUCUGGCCCAGGGUUCUAGGAGCUAUGGCAGCAGCCCCAGGGCAGGGGCUCCACCCCUUCAGACCUAUGCUUGGAUGCAGGGCAUGGCUGGGCUCUCCCCAGUGCCCUGCCGUGGGAGGCAGCUCGUGUCCUCUCCAUCCCUUUGGGCUUUCAGCCUGCUGCCCCAGUGGGAGUUGGAGGAGAGUGAGGGGUGGCUGGGGCCAAGCUUCUCUUCAUCCCCUGCAGAUCCUGCUGCUUUCACCGAUACCCUUUUGACUGGAAUAGACUGGCUGGGCUUGUCAGAGGGCAACCCAAAGAGAGGGCUCUGCCUGUAGCCGGGGGGAGUGGCCUAGGGGCAGGGGCCCAGUUCUCAGCAGCAGACACUCUGUACAGUUUUUUCAAUCCCUGUUUUUGAAUAAAUAUUCUCAGCGACCAGAAA
Messenger RNA from Meriones unguiculatus (Mongolian gerbil), 2223 nucleotides. RefSeq names its product poly(rC) binding protein 4 (gene Pcbp4). Gene Ontology annotation, cellular component: cytoplasm; nucleus. Bases 420 to 1631 code for a protein of 403 amino acids. NCBI's taxonomy places the organism in Eukaryota, Metazoa, Chordata, Mammalia, Rodentia, Muridae. The record is from RefSeq and is a predicted model, not a curated record. Gene Ontology annotation, molecular function: mRNA binding. The transcript has 15 exons. Gene Ontology annotation, biological process: negative regulation of mRNA splicing, via spliceosome.